This is a messenger RNA of Solanum dulcamara, 3834 nucleotides long. RefSeq names its product vacuolar sorting protein 3. Gene Ontology annotation, molecular function: protein binding. The record is from RefSeq and is a predicted model, not a curated record. Gene Ontology annotation, cellular component: cytoplasm; membrane. The coding region runs from base 129 to 3146 and encodes 1005 amino acids. NCBI's taxonomy places the organism in Eukaryota, Viridiplantae, Streptophyta, Magnoliopsida, Solanales, Solanaceae. The transcript is spliced from 14 exons. Gene Ontology annotation, biological process: vesicle-mediated transport; autophagy; intracellular protein transport.
UUGGAUGCGACGGGAGGUAUUAGCUCUUGCUUAUCAAUACGAAGGGAUGCGUUACCAGAAGAAAUUUCUACAACUUAAACUGGCGUAUGGAUUGAGGAUCAUGAUGCCUAAAAGUCUUCUUUGGGACUAUGAUGGUAAAUAAGAUUAACGUGCAGGUACUUGAAAUUAAAAUCUUCUUAGGUUCUCCAAUACUUCCAAAAGGUCGUCAAUUCCAGUUGGAUGGAAACCAUUGCAGUUUAGUCAUUGCUCGCUCAUCUGCUUCUUCUCCUAUGGCGAAUUCGAAAACCAAACCUGGAACCGAACCCAAAUCUCAUUCCCGGAACGUUCUUCAACUUUUCGCCAGCUUAAACCCUUCAAUUCCUCAACUUCCUCCUAUUCGUUCUUUAGCAGUCACCACAAACUCCGAUUCCCAAACCCUAGUAUUUGUCGGAACAGUCUCUGGAGAUGUUAUUUCCCUCUCCCUGAAACCCAACUCCGGUUUAUCACUCUACCUGCGGGUGAACAUCAUUGGUAAACCCGUGACUUCGAUCCACGUUAUUAGUCAAAUCAGAAAACUCAUUGUUCUCUCCGAUGGUUUUAUUUAUUUGCUCGACUUGAAUUCACUCGAACCAGUUCGAAAAUUGAGUCUGUUGAAGAAUGUUAAUGUUGUAAGUAAGAGAUCUUUUAGUAGAAAUUACAGUUUAAACCCUAUUUCAAAUGGGAUUAAAGGAAAAGAAGAUGGCUGUUUUUUUGCUGUUGCAGUAGGGAAGAAGCUGGUGCUUGUCGAAUUGGUUUUGAGUGAUUCUCCUGUAAUUUUGAAGGAAGUUCAGGGUGAUUUUACAGACGGGAUAAUGUGUAUAUCAUGGGUAGAUGAGUCUGUUAUUGUCGGAACUAGGACUGCUUACUAUUUGUAUUCGUGUGCAAAUGGGCAGUGUAGUGUGAUAUUCUCGUUGCCUGAUCCGUCCGUGCUCCCAAGGAUGAAAUUGUUAGCAAAGGAGUGUAAGGUAAUGUUAAUGGUGGAUAAUGUGGGUGUUAUUGUGGACAGUGAAGGACAGCCUGUGGGUGGUAGUUUAGUUUUCAGCGAAGCUCCAGCGACCAUGGGAGAGAUAGGGGCAUAUAUUGUGGUGGUAAGGAGUGGGAAGUUGGAGUUGUAUCAUAAGAAAUCGGGGAAUUAUGUUCAGCAAGUUCAAUUUGUUGGGGAAGUAGGUAGUCCUUGUGUUGUGGCUGAUGAGGAGGACGGAAGAGGAAAGCUUGUCAUUGUGGCAGCAGGCUCAAAGGUUAUGUGUUAUCGGAAGGUGCCUUCGGAAGAACAAAUAAAAGAUCUAUUGCGAAAGAAAAACUUUAGGGAAGCAAUAGCACUGGUUGAAGAACUUCAAAAUGAAGGUGAAAUGACAAGGGAGACGCUCUCUUUUGUCCAUGCUCAAGUGGGAUUCCUCUUACUAUUUGACCUACGCUUUGAGGAAGCAGUUGAUCAUUUCUUGCUUUCAGAAACAAUGGAGCCUUCAGAACUUUUCCCAUUUAUCAUGCGAGACCCAAAUCGUUGGUCCUUGUUGGCUCCAAGGAAUAGGUAUUGGGGCUUGCAUCCUCCUCCAUCACUUCUUGAAAAAGUUGUGGAUGAUGGCUUAACUGGUAUUCAAAGAGCUAUUUUCCUUAAGAAAGCAGGCGUUGAGACUGCAGUUGAUGAUGAGUUUCUUCAGAAUCCACCAAGCAGAGCUGAUUUAUUGGAGUCUGCAAUUCAAAACAUGACCAGGUUUUUAGAAGCAUCACGACAUGAAGAUUUAACUCCUUCAGUUUGCGAAGGAGUUGACACUCUUUUGAUGUACCUCUACAGAGCUCUAAAUCGUGUUGAUGACAUGGAAAUACUUGCCUCAUCCGACAACAGUUGCAUAGUGGAGGAGUUGGAAUCACUGCUGAGUGAAUCUGGGCAUUUGCGAACACUUGCUUUUCUAUACGCCAGUAAAGGGAUGAGCUCAAAGUCUCUUUCAAUCUGGCGUGUGCUGGCUCGAAAUUAUUCAUCAAGCUACGUGAAUGAUUCACAUGGCGCAAGCCACUUACACGAUACCACAAAGGAUAUUUACUUUGAUCAGGAGACUGCUGUAAUGGAGGCUUCAAAAAUUCUUGAAGCAUCAUCUGAUCAGGAGUUAGUACUGCAACAUCUAGGAUGGAUUGCAGACGUUAACCAGCUGUUAGCUGUUCAAGUACUUGUAUCGGAGAAAAGAACAGAUCUACUCUCACCAGAUGAAGUAAUUGCAGCAAUUGAUCCCAGAAAAGUUGAAAUUCUUCUAAGAUAUCUCCAGUGGUUGAUUGAAGAUAAAGACUCCGGUGACACACGGUUUCAUACAACUUAUGCCCUCUUGCUUUCUAAAUCAGCACUUGACGCUAAUGAAAAGGAACAUGCUACACAAAAUUCUGAAGGUGUAAACCAAAAGGAGAGAAAUACCUCAGACCGUGGAAAUAACUCAAUAUUUGAUACUCAUGUCAGAGAGAGAUUGCAAUUUUUUUUGCAGUCGUCUUACUUGUAUGAUCCAGAGGAGGUUCUUGACUUGGUUGAAGGAUCCGAGUUAUGGCUUGAGAAGGCUAUUCUUUACAGGAAGCUCGGUCAAGAAACAUUAGUUCUUCAAAUUCUUGCCUUGAAGUUGGAAGACUCUGAAGCUGCAGAACAAUAUUGUGCUGAGAUCGGUAGGCCAGAUGCUUACAUGCAGCUGCUUGAAAUGUAUUUGGAUCCAAUGAAUGGCAAAGAGCCUAUGUUCAAAGCUGCUGUGCGCCUGUUGCACAAUCAUGGAGAAAUGCUAGAUCCUUUGCAAGUAUUGGAGAGAUUGUCACCAGAUAUGCCCCUUCAGCUUGCUUCUGAGACAAUAUUAAGAAUGUUGAGAGCUCGACUUCACCAUCAUCGUCAAGGCCAAAUUGUCCAUAAUAUAUCUCGUGCUUUGGAUAUUGAUGCAAGCUUGGCAAGGUUUGAGGAAAGAUCACGACAUGUUUUGAUAAAUGAUGAGAGUGUCUGUGACUCUUGCCAUGCUCGACUUGGAACCAAACUGUUUGCGAUGUAUCCAGAUGAUGCCAUAGUCUGUUACAAGUGCUUUCGUCGUCAAGGUGAGUCAACCUCCGUGUCAGGUCGCGAUUUUAAGAAAGAUAUUUUAUAUAAACCAGGUUGGUUGGUGACAAGGUGAUGCUGCUUAGGACCUGUGAAUUUCAUUGGGGUGCUCCAAGCAUGGACUGGCUUUGCUUUAGCGCUCUCUGCAUUUGUGGUUAAUUUAUAAUAUGUCCGCAGCUCAUUUCAUAAGAACCCACUACACACCCAUAGUUGAUUAUGAUGUGGCUCUGAUGUAUAUUUGCUUCAGUAGAAGACAAGACCAAGAGGCCCUUGGUAGUUUCUUCGUCUGUGCAUACUCACGAGCAGAGACACUAGAUCUAAAAAGUGAUUUGUUAUGCACUUGUGCCCAGGGCCGCUGUGUUUUUGAAUUUGCACAGUGACUCACGGUGUUAGGUUGUGGAAUUCAGCAUUCAUCCCCUCAGUUCUGGAAGAAGAAAGAAAACUCUAAUAUAGCAAUUAUGCAACUUUGUAUUCCGGUGAAGAUGGAGAAAUGUCUCUAUUGCUGGAAUCUUGUUUUGAGAAUUCGGAGCCUUUGGGUAAUCUUGAUAAUCAUUUUUCUCUAGAGCUGUUAUGUUUUUAAGGCAGGUGAUCAACUCUAGGAAGAGAAUGUAUAUUAUAUCACUUUUCUUCUCAGAUCAACGUUUUUUCUUUCUGUAUGUUGUCUUGUGGAAAUCGAGUACUGUAUCUUUUUUAAGUUUGUGAAUGUGAAACAGGAGACGUGAAUAAAUGAGUCCUUUUGCUAGAGACGGGAAAUGAUAAAGAAA